Messenger RNA from Aaosphaeria arxii CBS 175.79, 1563 nucleotides. RefSeq names its product MFS general substrate transporter. Gene Ontology annotation, molecular function: transmembrane transporter activity. Gene Ontology annotation, biological process: transmembrane transport. The transcript has 4 exons. The coding region runs from base 1 to 1494 and encodes 497 amino acids. Gene Ontology annotation, cellular component: membrane. Lineage: Eukaryota; Fungi; Ascomycota; Dothideomycetes; Pleosporales. The record is from RefSeq and is a predicted model, not a curated record.
AUGGCAACUGAGAAGAUCGAGGGCCAGAGCGACAUCACGCCAACGACGGCCGAAGAAUGGCAGCGGAAAAUUGCAUCAUGGUCGCCAGAAGAGCGAGCAGAAAAGGAGAAGAAAUUUCUAAGAAAGAUCGACGUUCACCUUCUCCCUAUUCUGAUCGUCAUGUAUAUCAUGAACUACAUCGAUCGAAACGCACUCCCACAGGCUCGCAUCCAAGGGCUUGAGGAAGAUAUUGGACUUGUCGGUUCGCAAUACAACGUGGUUCUUUCUGUGACCUUCAUCGGCUACAUUCUGAUGCAAGUGCCCUCCAACAUGGCUCUAGGCCUUGUCCGACCAAGCUGGUAUCUCUCUGCAGUGAUGAUUGCCUGGGGUGUGGUCAGUGGCUGUUCAGGUGUAGUCAACAGCUUCGCUGGUAUUGCAGCAUGUCGAUUCUUCUUGGGAAUUACUGAGGCCCCUUUCUUCGCCGGUGUUGCUUUCCUCUUCAGUGGCUGGUAUACGCGCAAGGAGCUAGGAAUGAGAUUGGGAAUAUUCUUCUGCGGAGCGAUGUUGAGCGGUGCAUUCGGUGGCCUGUUUGCUGCUGGAAUUGCAGCUGCUUUCAAGAACAACAAAUGGCCCUCCUGGCGCUGGUUGUUCAUCAUUGAAGGAAUCGCCACCGUUGUCUUCGCUUUCGCCACGGCUUUCAUCAUUCCGGACUGGCCUGCAACGACAAAAUGGCUGUCGGAGGAAGAGAAAGCAUUGGGUGUUGUUCGCCUCGUUGAAGACGCCGGUGAGGAAGAAGAGGAUAUCAGCGUCUUUCAGUCACUGAAGCUGGCUGCUAAGGACUACCGUGUUUGGCUUUGCAUUCUAGGACAGAUGUCCGUUCAAGCCGUCGCAUCUCUCACCAAUUUCUUGCCAACCCUCGUGAAAGAGUUUGGUUUUGGUACCAUCGAAACACUUCUUCUCACCGCUCCACCAUACAUCCUCACCGCGAUAUUCUGUCUAUUCAACACCUGGUAUAGCGACCGAACCUCCAUGCGAAGCCCUCAUAUCAUAUACCCAUCCAUUGCUUGCAUUAUUGGCAUUGUAAUCACAAUAGCUACUACGAACCAUGCGGCCAGAUUCUUCGCUCUCUAUUUGAUGUUACCUGGCACAUACGGCUGCUUCCAGGUAUCGAACGCUUGGAUGGCGAAUAUCGCUGCUAGACCUCAAAAGAAGAGAGCCAUCGCGCUGGCCAUGAACAACGCUCUCGGUAACACUGCAUUGGUCUGGACGCCCUAUCUGUACCCCAAGAGCGACGGACCGCGAUACACGAUGGCAUGGAGCGUGAACCUCGCGCUGUCGGUGGUUACGCUAGUCUCUGCCGUGGCACUCUCCUUCUGCCUCAGACGGGAGAACAAGAAGAUCGACGACUUGAACGCUGCUGGGUACGCAGUUGAGGAUAGCCAUGAUGAGAAAGCCCAGACAACCGGAUUCGAAAGAGUUGGUGCCCCUGUUGUUCACUACAGAUAUGAUAUCUAGAGGUGGACACCUUUGGUGGAAAGUCCACUGUAAGAGGCAAACGUACAUGUAAUUAAGACGGGAUGCUCG